Phytophthora infestans T30-4 is the source of this 489-nucleotide messenger RNA. RefSeq lists its product as uncharacterized. NCBI's taxonomy places the organism in Eukaryota, Oomycota, Peronosporomycetes, Peronosporales, Peronosporaceae. The transcript is spliced from 2 exons. Bases 1 to 489 code for a protein of 162 amino acids. The record is from RefSeq and is a predicted model, not a curated record.
AUGCCCAAGUUUACUUUAGCGAUCAAGUUCCCCAAGACCGCACAGUCGUACCAGGACUUCCUGGAUCAAGAAAUAGACAAGUGCAGCCCCGACAUGGUCACGCUGCCCCAUCUGUCCCCCGCCAAGACCAGCGCUGCGAAGAAACAGCAGAAACAGGUGCCUAAGGACGAGAUAUCUUCCAUGGCGCUGAACAUCGCCUCGCCGGCGAUUCCAGCCUCUAUGACACCCCUUUUCCAGGAGAAGAUUAGUCGACGAGAGAGUGAAGACAGUAUGGGCGCUCUGGAGUCCGCAGUCAACCCGACAAUCGUGGAGACCGCAGAAGUUAGUAACAAGCUGGACGUGCUCCACUGUGGCACCGUGAUUGAUAUCCAGGGAUCGCACGGGUUUAUCAUCCCGCACGACUUGUGUGUGGACGCCACGGAGACUCUGGCAAGACCGGUGGAGUUCGCGUACUCGGAGGGCAGCGACCAAGCGUGCUCUAAAACGUAA